AGCAGAAGUGAGCUUUCAGCGUCCAACAGCCAACAUGUCCAGCAAAAAGGCAAAGACGAAGACCACCAAGAAGCGCCCUCAGCGCGCCACUUCCAAUGUGUUUGCGAUGUUUGAUCAGUCCCAGAUUCAGGAAUUCAAGGAGGCCUUCAACAUGAUCGACCAGAACAGGGAUGGCUUCAUUGAUAAAGAGGACUUGCAUGACAUGCUUGCCUCCCUUGGAAAGAAUCCAACAGAUGAAUACCUAGAUGCCAUGAUGAAUGAGGCUCCAGGCCCCAUAAACUUCACUAUGUUCCUCACAAUGUUUGGUGAGAAGUUAAAUGGCACCGACCCGGAAGACGUAAUCAGGAAUGCUUUUGCUUGCUUUGAUGAAGAAGCAACAGGGUUCAUCCAAGAAGACUACCUGCGAGAGCUGCUCACCACAAUGGGAGACAGGUUCACGGAUGAGGAGGUAGAUGAGCUGUACAGGGAGGCACCCAUUGACAAAAAGGGGAAUUUCAACUACAUCGAGUUCACACGCAUCCUGAAACACGGAGCAAAAGACAAGGAUGACUGAGCAGAUCCGUAGAUAACUGCAGAUAGCUUUUCCCCCUACACAUUAAUUUUAUUUCUCAGGAUCUGUUUUCUCUUUUUUCCUGUUGGGACCUUUUGCAUACAUUUUUAGCAUUCCAGCUUUUUACCUCUGUGGACUCUGGGGCUGCUCAGACACACUUGCACAUUUGUAAUAAGACUGGACAUGAACAGGGAGGGAGGACAGCUUACAGUGAUAGAGGUUUAGAGACAAAGAUCAGUGAGCGUGCAGGCCCAGGUAAAAAUGUCAGUGCUACUCACCCUAGAUUCAUUUCAGACUUGUGACGGUAGCUUUUCAAAUAAAACACUGCUAUAUUAAGCACAUCAUUAAAAUUUUCACGCUAGAAGUGGACUGUUUAUCUAAUCAUAUCAUUUUUUGCAACUAUAUGCAGUCAUGUUGUUACCUAUUUUUGCCUUAAAAAUGAAGCAUAAGUCACUUAAGUGUACUGAUGUUUGUACUUCAGCAACUUCACUUGCUACUGUGAACACGUACAAUGAAGAAAUGCCAUCCUUCAAAUUUUACUACACUGUAAAUUAAUAAUUUCUGUCCAGGACUUGCACAUUAAACAUUUUAAAUCUUACAGAUGUAAUCGAGGGGGUAUUUUACCACUUUGGCGCCUCCAUUUCUUGACACUGAGCACAAUAUUAAUACUGCUAUUAAAAACUUCUAUAGUAAAUCCUGGUGUUGUCUUAAAAAAGAUACCAUAUAUGAGUAGAAUGCUCGAGUGAUACCUCUUACCAGAUCUGCAGGACUAACAAUAUAGAUUUCAUUACAUUUUGUUGCAGCCUUUUUUUUUUUUCUUUUCCCAUCUUUUUUCAAAGCUCAGCUUCAUCUUCUGGAUGAAGAAGGGAGGUGUGCUCUCUCUGUCUGAAAAUUACAUUAUUGCUUUCCAAAUGAAACAAUGUACAAUAUAUUUUUAAGAGCUUCUGCUGAGAGUGGUGCUUUGGGUGUGUGAGAAGGAGGCAUUCCUUUUUGUUCUAUUUCUCAUAAUUAUAUCCUCCCAUUCCUGUGGUAGGGAUGCGCGGCAGAUUGGCUCCAGUACUCUGAAGCAAUUUUGCCAUAAUCAGAAUACUUGUAGGUUUGGUUUUUUGGCCUUGAGAGAAAGGGUGAUCAGUGCUGCUUCUGUCACUUCAAGGAAUUACAUUGUUAUCCCUUUAGGAUAAAUGUCACUUGGUGGAGAGAGUGCUGACGUUUCUUGGUAGGCUGCUUUUCUGAACUGAACUUGUAGUAAACUUCGUUAGAGGGCAGUG
This is a messenger RNA of Strigops habroptila (Kakapo), 1818 nucleotides long. RefSeq names its product myosin regulatory light chain 2, smooth muscle minor isoform. Gene Ontology annotation, molecular function: calcium ion binding. The transcript is spliced from 4 exons. Bases 35 to 553 code for a protein of 172 amino acids. The record is from RefSeq and is a predicted model, not a curated record. Lineage: Eukaryota; Metazoa; Chordata; Aves; Psittaciformes; Psittacidae. Gene Ontology annotation, cellular component: cytoplasm.